AUGCUUCAUCCAUUCACAGCCUCCGUCCCGACCGAGCUCUACCCCCCUCCACCAAACAAGAGGGCCGACACACUGGCGAUCAAACAGGCGAUCGCCGAUGCUCUGUCCGAGGACGACGGACGGGCCUAUUGGGCUUCCCUAGUCAAAUUCCUCACCGGAAAACUCGAUCGUACCGAAUUCGAAGCCCAGACAGCUCGGCUACUACAAUCGGAAAGCUUGGUCGGCUUGCACAACGCAUUGAUCCUAUCGAUCCUCUACAACACCACCCGGCCUGAUCCGGCGACCACCAAUCCACUCAAGGAUCCAGAAACGCCGCCCACGACAGGUGAAGGGUGGCACAAACGCAAGCGCCCGCCAGCGCCACCGGUGGCUCCUCCGAAGAUAAAGACAAAGAGCGUCGAGAAGGACCCGAAGAAACGCAAGCUCAAGGAGGCCGUCAUGGCUCUCGGCCACCGCGAAAGGAACAGGCUCAAACAAAUCGCAUCGUUGAAGGAGGAAGAACUCGUCAAGCUUAACGCUCAGCAACCUCUUCCUCGCCCGCUCUCUGCGUGUCAGUAUCUCUAUCCCGAACGCACUGAGAACGUAAUGAGCACUCCCCUCGCAUCCAAGAUGAAGAUAUCAUCCUCCACCCUGUACCAAGAUUAUAUGCGAUGUCAGCAAGCACCAGUUUGCUCAGAGUCGAAGCAGCUUCCAGACUUCGACACGCUCAAGGACCGGAUGUCGUUGAUCGCGUAUGAUUCCGGACUAAUGAAUGGGGUAGACAAGGCGGCGAGCUCGCUAGCGCUGAUAGCGCUAGAGGUGCAUCUGAAGACGCUUCUGGGAGAUCUGCUCUCGCUGAUCCGCUCGGACCGCGCGGUAGCCACUCCGGCGGAAUGUGCGUUGUCUGUCGAUCAGACACAGCCCGGAGAGCCGCACAGCCAAAGCCAUGCCGAGCCACCCAUCGCCUCCACCUCCGCCAGGCCAUACUCUUCGCCUUCCGAUACUCUCUUCCGACCCGAUCCAGCCUCAAGCCCCUCGAAACCUGUGACAGUCACCACCAAUCAGGCCUUCCAGACCAGCUCUAACCUCCGUCUCCGCGACUUGAAAACCCAGGGCCUGGCUCCACAUCUCACCUCCCGAGACGUCGCCGCUCUCGCUGAAAUAUCUCCCCACGCUUUCGUCAGAACUCAUCCCGCUGCCCUCGAACGGCUGAUUGCUGUGUGCAGUAGUGGCAGUGACAGCAGUCAGACCAAUUCUACUACUAAUGGCAUCAGUAAUCCUGAAGCCCAUUCGGAUAGAAUCAUUCAGAAUAACAAUCACAGCAAUCCAAAUGGAAACCUUGCUGAAAAUUAUCUCUUGAUCGAACAAAAGAUUUGA
Molecule: messenger RNA, 1356 nt
Organism: Puccinia triticina
Lineage: Eukaryota; Fungi; Basidiomycota; Pucciniomycetes; Pucciniales; Pucciniaceae
Exons: 3
Coding region: 1-1356 (451 amino acids)
Biological process (GO): regulation of transcription by RNA polymerase II
Cellular component (GO): SAGA complex
Molecular function (GO): transcription coactivator activity
Source: RefSeq, a predicted model, not a curated record